AUGUUCUCCGUCAUCAUCCCCGGCAGGCCCUGCCUAACAGACAUCGUCGCCCUGGACGCCCAACCCAACGGCCAGGCCACCAAAUUCGCUUUCAACUUCCCCAUUACUCCCUCCUUCACCGAGAUCGUCGUAUUCUUCCUCCCGGGGACCGUCCUCCCCCAGGACACCGCCGCCGCCAUCUACAUCCAAUUCCCCGGCGCCGAGUUCCGCUUCAUCGGCGCGCUCGCCAACGAGCAGCCUUCCGCCGUGCUGAAGGUCCGGCCGCCCCCGCGUCGCACGGAAGCCGAGGAGGAGGACGUCAUGCUCGACGAGGGUGCGGCCGGGAACGCGACGUUGGGUAUUUCCAUCGAGCCGGUGCAGAACGUUGCGCCGCAGCUGGCGGCUCUGGAGGCGGAGAAAGGCGCCGGCGCCGGGCCGUCUACAGAUCUGGUGCGACAGACUCGGCAGCAGAAGGAGAUUACGACAAAGGUGCUGGCGCAGCGCAUCAUUGGGAAUGCGUUUAACUUUUUGGCGAGUUUUGCAGAGUCGGAUCCGAACAAUAAGGGGCAGGAAGUUGUGUCGCUGAAGGCGUUCCGGGACUGGUGGUCGAAGUUUGAGCGCAAGGUCGAUAUGGAUCCGACGUUUUUGGAGCGAGAGGACCCGUCUGCUUCAGGGUGA
Messenger RNA from Aspergillus terreus NIH2624, 657 nucleotides. RefSeq names its product OPI10 family protein. Gene Ontology annotation, cellular component: nucleus; cytosol. Gene Ontology annotation, molecular function: nuclear import signal receptor activity. Bases 1 to 657 code for a protein of 218 amino acids. The record is from RefSeq and is a predicted model, not a curated record. Gene Ontology annotation, biological process: protein import into nucleus. The transcript has a single exon. Lineage: Eukaryota; Fungi; Ascomycota; Eurotiomycetes; Eurotiales; Aspergillaceae.